UACUCACCCAACCAUGGCCAGCAUAAAUCCAAUCAUCUUGCCGUAUUACUUUGGGGCUCCAUGGCUUCCAUCAUAUAGCGGAGAUGUUCGAGGUUCUGAAGGGAACACAUGGACUGAAUUUAGGAACAAAAUGAAGUCAUUGUUCCGUUUAUACCAAUUGAGCAAACAACAGCAAGUGGAGAUUCUUAUGGGGCAGCUAAAAGGCACAGCCCUGAGAGAGGUGACUUCAUGGCCAGAGGAAAAAAGAGAAACCGUAGGCCUCAUCUUAAACCGACUAGCUGCCACAUUUGAAACAAGACCGUUAUCUGAACUUAAGGUGGCUUUUUACACGAGAAAGCAGCGGCCAAGAGAAACACUGCGUGACUUUGCACUUAGUCUUCAGGAGGCACUUCGAGCAUUACAGGCCAUAGAUCCAACAGAAAUUCGGCCAACAGAUGAAAUAUUGAUUAAUCAAUUUAUAGAGGGAUCCCAUGGUGAGAUAGUGAAGUCGCAUUUACGCCUCCUUCAGCUACAGUUAUCAAAUAGCUCAUUUUUGGUCUUCAAAGAAGCUGCCAUUAAAGUGGUAGGGACGUUACAGAUGCAAGAAAUGUCCUGCCCUGAGAUGUUGGGAAUCCAAGAAGAAAAAUACCCUCCAGAGAUCACAAAUCUGAAAUUGGAUCUGCACUCACCUAAAGAAGUUGUUGCACAGGGUGAUCAGGUGCCAAGGACCGAUCUAUUAAGUACUAUAGGAGUGCAAGUCGCUGAGCUGACCCAUGGGAUAAAUGAAAUGAUACAGCAAUUGCAGUAUUUCAUGCAGCAACAUGAAAAGUGCAGAGGAGAGACAAACUGGAGCAUCGAUGAAAGACAGCCCAGAGAUGUGGACCUUCAUGUUGUAGACCAGAAUCAAACUGAAGUGAUCACAACACCAGCUACAGACCCAGAGCCUGUAGUCAGUGCAAGGAAAGUUAUGGGGAAAGUCGUUUGGUUUAACGUGUGGUUUGGUUAUGGCUUUAUAAAUUGUCUUGACACCAAAAAAGAUGUGUUUGUACAUUAUACUGACAUAAAGGAGAACAACCACCGGAAUUAUUUCCAAAGUCUGGAGAGAGGAGAAACGGUUGAGUUUGAUGUUGUGAAUGGAGAAAAAGGUCCGCAGGCAGCUAAUGUAACUGGUCCUGGUGGUGCUCCAGUGCAAGGCAGUAGAUAUGCAGCAAAUCGCAAGCAUUAUUGUCACAGAGGUGCUCCAUGUGAUUAUCAGCAAAGCUGCCAAUACAGUGAAGGUGGAGAGGAGAGCAAAGAAGUUGAGAAUGUGGCAGAAAGUGCAUAUCAACCACAGCAUGAUGGGACAUGUUGCUACCCACUGUAUGAGGAAAUGGCGGAGGAGAGAGUUGACACUGUGCAGCAGAGCCUGCAAGACAUAAUCCGACCACAGCUUCCUCCAGAUCCAGCAUGUUCAGGUGAGGCCAGAGUCAAGGACAUCGGUUCCAGUGCGGCCUGCCUUGAUCAGGCAGAUUCAGGUGUAGCCGACCAGGAAGAAGUCACAGAGAAAGUGAUCUACAUGGCUGCAGCAGAAGCCUUGGAAGUUUCCUCUAAACCCAUUGCACCAAAUUCCGUUAUGUCAAUGUCUGAACCUCAUAUUCCUGCAAAACCCUCUAAUAAAACAAAAGAGGCUGUAACAUGGCUUUUCCCAGAGUGGCAUUGCAAAGACUGUGAAUACACCACAAUAAGCGGUGAAGAGUUUGUCUCAAUUUUGCAACAGUCAUCAAGAAGAUCAGGAAAGAGGCCCAAAGGGAUUUCUUCCCAUUAGAUACUGGCAAAAGAAAAUGUAAAAGUGAUUAUAUAACAAACAUAUCAGUUUAUACAAUAGUUUUGGGAAAAGUAAGUGUUAGAAGUGUUUAAUGUUACUGUUGCUAUAUGGCAAACUGACAGUGUUAAUGUUUAUGGUAAAUUUGUAAAACUUAAAGUGAAGUCUUGAAAGUUAAAACAGAACGUCUUCUAAUGUUAUUUAUGUUAAAUAUAGUGUAAUGUAAAGAUGUAUUUGAAUUUCACAGCUGCAAGGUUGUUUGCUGAUAUGCGUGAGGACACGCAUAAUUCUAGUGGGCUGAUAUGUGACACCCCAACAGAGUUGCCACGGACAUUUAACUUAUUUCUGCGCCCUUUUUCCCCCUCUACAAAAUACAGCCUGGCUAAAUGCUUUGAGACUUCAGCAAGGAAAGGGUUAAGAACAUUUUCUAUGCUAUAGCUGUCAUGCGCUUGGACAGUUAACAGCCGUGUGCCGAGUCUGUUGGCAGUUGGGCGGCGGCCAUCUUAGGAGGAUGAGCAGAGUGGAACAGGACCUAGGAGCAGAAGGUGCUGAGCUGAUUUGGUGGUGUACAUGGUGACCAAAGGAGACUCCUUACCUGAUCUUCAAUAAAUCAGAGUCCAGCAGCUGACAAAGAGAGUGUCUAUGGAGUGCUGAGCUGAUUUGGUGGUGUACAUGGUGACCAAAGGAGACUCCUUACCUGAUCUUCAAUAAAUCAGAGUCCAGCAGCUGACAAAGAGAGUGUCUAUGGAGUGGUGAGCAGACUACGUCAGCCCUGAGGCAAAAUAGCCACUUCUAGUGAGAUCCAGGAGCCCCAUUGUAUGUAGAUUAUACAUUCUCACACUCCAUAGUAGCAGUCUCAGUAAUUGCUGAAUGAUCUAAUUGACUGUCACAAACUCCCUGCUGAAAUACCCUGGUAUACUAGAGAUCACAGUUUUAUACAGUAAAUUAGCCAGUUUCUAUAGUAAUAACACCCUUUAUGAGACUGAUAAGAGCCAUCAAAUAGCAGUAAGCACCUCUGCGCAGAAGCAGACAGUCACGUGCUGCAGUUUUCUCAGCACACAGCCAGAACUUUGUAGUGCAGUAAGGAACAAUACUGUCUUAGUUACACAGACAGCUUAAAGGAUUCAGGACUCAAUAUCACAGGGGCCUGCAGCUGAUGUACUGCUCUCAGUCAGACAGUGUACAUGUAACAAUUGAGUACAGUAACCUUUUUGGAGUACAAGUCAGUAGCCCUGUUUCACCAACUACUCAUCGCAAGCCCUUGCAGAGAUAAAGAGACUGCUCAUAACAGGGACAGAGACACCUUAGCUGCCUAUAUUGCGUUUAAGGAUGAGACAGGAUCAAGUGGCACAGUUGUAAACCUACUUAUUGCCUGACACAGUCAUGUGGAUAUCGCAGAGAGCCUCCUUUAAGAAAAUAGCACUUACAGUACAAUCAGUUAAUAUUACAUCCAGACUAGCAAAAUAGACUCACAGUUGCCUAAAAUUAGCGUGCUGCAUCAUAUUAGAAGUUACAAAACUGCCUGGUUGGACAGAACCAGCUACACUUCAUUUGUUGUAAUCCAUCCAUUGCUACCUUCAUCCAAGACUUGUAUUAACUAUUCUCAGGAUAUAACUUUCCUAGAAAGGUGCACUAUACUCAAUGUAGCUAGCUACAAAACUAAAGGUUUUUACGGGGCCCCAAUUAUAAGAGUAUCUUCAAGUGAUUGCUUAAAACUUUAUAUUAGUGUGUAAGGAUUGUCAAAUGUGGAUAUUGUUUCUUGUGCUUUAUUGUUCUUUGCAUGAAAAUGGUAUGUGACUAGCAUAGACAUUGAGGUUAAUCUAAAUUGCCAGUAUAUGAGAUAAUCUCAAAUUUCUACAGCUGAGAAAAACUUAUAGCAGUGUUUCAGUAGAAUAAAAAUUCAUAUAGAGAAA
Molecule: messenger RNA, 3693 nt
Organism: Pseudophryne corroboree (corroboree frog)
Lineage: Eukaryota; Metazoa; Chordata; Amphibia; Anura; Myobatrachidae
Exons: 2
Coding region: 14-1783 (589 amino acids)
Biological process (GO): regulation of gene expression
Cellular component (GO): nucleus
Molecular function (GO): nucleic acid binding
Source: RefSeq, a predicted model, not a curated record